AUGCAACUCCUCUCCGGUCUUCUUGGCCUGGCCGCCGUCGCCUCGACCACGCUGGCCGCCGUGAGCAAGAGCAGCCCGCCGGCGGCAAACGUGUCCGUGCUGACGACAUUUUCCUUUCCCAGCUGGGCCGAGAACCUGGCCGUGCGCGCCAGCGGCGAGAUCCUUGUCUCGCGUCUGGAGGCGCCCGCCGUCUACCAGAUCGACCCGGCCACGGGCGCUGCCACGCUGGUUUAUGCCUGGGAUGCAAGCGCGUACAAGGGCUGUCUGGGCAUUGCCGAGAUGACAACCGACGUAUUUUACGUCAUUACGUCUGCCUUUAUCGACGACGACUUUGUUAAGCAGAGCGGGAUCAACUCCAUCUUCGAGGUGGACAUGCGCGCCUUUGUCAUCGGCAGCGACGGUGUCGUCACGACCAACGCGACCGUCCGCAAGCUCGUCGACGUCCCCGAGGCCGACUUCCUCAACGGCAUGGCCGUGCUGGAUGACAGCUACAUCCUCGUAUCGGACGUCUACGCUGGCGAGAUCUACAAGAUCGACACGGCCACGGCCAACUAUAGCGUCGUGAUCAGCGACCCCCUGAUGAAGUUUGACUACGCUUCCCACCCGCCGACCAACCUGGGCUCCAACGGGAUCAAGAUCCAUGACGGCUGUCUCUACUGGACCAAUACGGCCGCUGGCUUCCUCGCACGCAUCGCCAUCGACGCCGGCGCCAACCCGAUCGGCAGCUCUGCCAUUGCCGUCACCGGUGUGCCCAAGGCUGACGACUUCUUCAUCCGCAGCGACGGCGUCGCUUUCAUCUGCCAGAACCAGAUGGACACCCUCAGCGUCGCCUACCUCGACAACUCCGCCUCCACUCCCGCAUACGCUAUUGCUGGCAGCAACACCUCCACCAUCCUUGCGGGCGUCACCGCUGCCAAGUUUGGCCGCCGGUCUGUCGACGAGUCCACCCUCUACCUGUCGACCAGCGGUGCCCUUGCUUUGGCCAUCAAUGGAAGCGUUGUCGUCGCUGGUACCAUCUCAUCCAUCGACACCACAUUGUACUAA
Molecule: messenger RNA, 1044 nt
Organism: Grosmannia clavigera kw1407
Lineage: Eukaryota; Fungi; Ascomycota; Sordariomycetes; Ophiostomatales; Ophiostomataceae
Exons: 2
Coding region: 1-1044 (347 amino acids)
Source: RefSeq, a predicted model, not a curated record